Messenger RNA from Oikopleura dioica, 528 nucleotides. The record is from the annotation of a GenBank genome assembly. Lineage: Eukaryota; Metazoa; Chordata; Appendicularia; Copelata; Oikopleuridae.
AUGAAAAAUGAAGCAAAACGAAGGGCCUGCCUCAAAGCAAUGCCUUGGAAGAUAAAACUCAUUCGAAACAAAUAUCUGUAUACCAAUAUACUCACUUGCACUAAAAGAACUUGUGGAAAAGGAGCAUGUGGAACAAACUGCUGCGGGGGUUGCAAAGGAUGCGGACCGUGCCCUUGCCUCGGCUGUGGCGGAAGCUGCUGCGGCUCUUGCUGCAAGAAUGAUGUUGAAGCGAUCUACCCGGACUCCUCGGACAAAAACUCGAGCAGUGGCUCAAGCGACGAUCUCUCCCUGAACAUUGAAGAGCAAAAGGUCCACGUCGAAUCGGGUUUCCCUGUCCAUGAAGAAUACGAAGAUACAACGGUCGACACCACUUAUGCCAAGAAACCAGAGCCAGUAACUCGACCAGAGGAAGCCUCAAAAUACCGCUACGCCUCCGAGUACAGUUACGAUGUCCGAACUGUACAUGGAGCAGAGCACGAAAAUGUGACUGUAAAUCAGAAACGCUCCUACACUCAUUUUAUCCACUAA